AUGUAUCACAACCCCUUUGGGGGGUACCCCGGACCGAAUCUUGACGAGGCCGAGGAGGAGGUCCUCGACGGGAUCCAAGCCUGGCUCGCGGAGCGGCAUAUCGACGAUCUCUUCGGCGAGUUUGUCGGGCAAUACUCGGUGUGGAUUGAGCAGAUGGAAUACGAAAGAUGGCUGCAGCAGCUGUACGACUACGUGGCGGCGUAG
Messenger RNA from Phytomonas sp. EM1, 204 nucleotides. The record is from the annotation of a GenBank genome assembly. NCBI's taxonomy places the organism in Eukaryota, Euglenozoa, Kinetoplastea, Trypanosomatida, Trypanosomatidae.